Miniopterus natalensis is the source of this 4135-nucleotide messenger RNA. RefSeq names its product Sp7 transcription factor (gene SP7). Gene Ontology annotation, biological process: regulation of transcription by RNA polymerase II. NCBI's taxonomy places the organism in Eukaryota, Metazoa, Chordata, Mammalia, Chiroptera, Miniopteridae. The record is from RefSeq and is a predicted model, not a curated record. Gene Ontology annotation, molecular function: RNA polymerase II cis-regulatory region sequence-specific DNA binding; DNA-binding transcription factor activity, RNA polymerase II-specific.
CCUUUCCUUACUCCUCUUUUUGCCCUUCAGUCUCUCCCUUUUCUCCUCAAUCUAGUUGGAGCCCAAUGCCUCUCCCACCUGCCAUUUCUUCUCCGGAGUCUAGACUUUUCUCCUUUGCCUCAGUUGCCUGCGUCACCUAACUGGCCUUGGGCUUUUCUGCUGCUGGUGCAGUAAUUUCUCCAAACCUUCCCCAUCUUCCCAACUUCUGAAUGUGUAUGUAAGGGGUGCAGAAGUCCAUCCAGCACCUCAGGCUCAGAGCCCCCCCACCAGGGGGAGACUGCGAGGUCACGGGACACCCCACCACGGGCACUUCCUCUUGGGCAGACUGGGUGGGGUGGCCCGUGUAAUCAUCGGACACAAUUAUGCGCUAUUUAUACUCCAUCCCCGCCCCCCCACCUGCCUGGCUGCUUUAACCCUCAGCCUUCUCCGGGCCUGACCAGGCCUCCGGCUAUUUUCCUUGUCUUGCCCUCUCUUGAAGCCAUUGUCUCCUCACCUUUGUUCCUCUGGGCCAGUUUCUUUUCUUUUUUAGAUUUUUCUGCGCUCUGUGUUUUUAAGCCACAUAUGUGGUCUUUUGCUUUCUUCUUCCUCUCUGUUAUAUUCCAUAGCAUCUCUCCUGAUUCUCUCGCAUUGUUUCUUUUGCUCUGUGUGUCUCAGUCUUUCUGGCCUUUCUGUUUCUUUUUUUGCUUCUUUUUCUUUGUCUGCCAGCCACCCUGGUUCCCUAAACCUUUCCCCCAGGAACCCUGGGCCCACAGGGUUCCUUGGGGGAAAUCAAGUCAGUGGACUGGAAUCCAGAAUUCCUGGGCCCUACCCUGAACUCUGAUUCUGCGUUCUGUCUCCUGGACUUCCAUCUACUCCUUCUCCCUCCCCACCUUUCCCUUGGAGAGCCAGGAGAGCAAAAGGAGCAAGAAAGUGGGGAAUCAGGAAGAGAAAGUGAGGGUACUGUGUGGGGGAGCUGGGGGAGUGGGAAGGGAAGGACAGAGCUCCAUUCCUAGGAUGGGCAGGGCUGGGAGGGGGAGAGGGGUGUGUUGGGGAAUAACUUGUAAAACAACCCCAGCUGGCUGGGCCCCUCCAUGGGAGAGAUGCUGGUUCUACCACUUGGCUGCCCUGUCCUCUCUCUGCCAUGAGCUUACCUCAGGACCCAGGUUUCAGUUAAUAGCCUUUCUGGUUUCCCUCUCCCAACCUGGUUGAUUGUCCUUCUCUUCUUUCCCAUUUUGAUAAGAAGUCCUGCCUAAACUCAACUUCAGUUCUUCCUGCGGAGGAGGGAACUGAUGCAUGGCAAUGAGAAAGGUAACCAGGAGCUCCCUCCCAGGAAAUCAUGUCACUCAUGAGAACCACCCGUCAAAGGAUGACUUGAUGUGUGGUCAGGAAGGGUCUGGGGAGGGUAACUAGCAAGGAAUAAUGGAGCUUAGGGCAUACCUUUUGGGGGACACUAUCUAAAGGGGCUAGGUUUGAGCGUGGAUGAGUUAACCCAAUGACCUUCCACUCCCAUCCUCACUCCUUCCUGCCUUAAAUUUUCCCAGGAUCAGAAGAUCCAGGUUCUGCCCCAUUGAAUGAGGCAGGCCUAGGUGCCACUUCCUAGAAUGGGAGGAAGACUGGGGAACCCCCACGUCUGUGCUAAGCCCUCCCCUACUCUCCAUCCCUUCCUCCAGGCUUUACUCUGGAACUUACCUCAGUGACCCUAAAAGCCUGGGCAGCAGAAGUCUUCACCCCAGAGCAUGUUCUCACUUCUGUCUUUCAUAACACACAUGUACGCACACACACAUGCACAUACACGCUGCUCCCCUGAUCUCGAGGUGGGUGACUGGGGAAACAAGCGUCUCUGUGGUCAACUCGGGUGUGUAUGUGGUGCGUGUGCCUCCAGCCAUGUCACUGAGCUCAUUGUGUGUGAAUUUGUCUGUGUUCAUUCAUGACAGUGGCUGUGUCCGUGUGGGUAGCACUUUGUGUACGUGUGCAUGUAUCAUCCUGUGUUUGUCCAUGAGUGUGUAUGGCUGUGUGUUCCAGUCUCUCUGUGUGAGUGUCGUCCCCAAUCCCCCAUCCCCCCCCUGGAUCUCUAAUUAGUGGUUUGGGGUUUGUUCCUUUUCCCUCCUGUUCCUUCCCUCAGCGGCAGCAGCGGCAGCGGCAGCCUCAGCAGCAGCAGGAGCAGAAGCAGCAGCAGCAGCAGCAGCCGAGCAGCAGCCAGGACUCUGGAGUCAGUAGGAUUGUAGGAUCGGAGCCCAAGUGGGAACAGGAGUGGAGCUGGCCUGGGAGAGGAGCCGAGCCCUCCCAGGACCCUCAGGCCACCUCCUGCCUGCACCCCCACUGCCAGACCUCCAGAGAGGAGAGACCCAGGACACCCAGCCCCAGAUCCCCCAGGAGGAAGCUCACUAUGGCUCCAGUCCCCUGGCCAUGCUGACGGCGGCGUGCAGCAAAUUUGGUGGCUCCAGCCCUCUGCGGGACUCAGCAACACUGGGCAAGGCAGGCACAAAGAAGCCAUACUCUGUGGGCAGUGAUCUCUCAGCUCCAAAAACCAUGGGGGAUGCCUACCCAGCCCCCUUUUCAAGCACCAACGGGCUCCUCUCACCUGCAGGCAGUCCUCCAGCACCCACCUCCGGCUAUGCCAAUGACUACCCUCCCUUUUCUCACUCAUUUCCUGGGCCCACAGGCACCCAGGAUCCUGGGCUACUAGUGCCCAAGGGACACACUUCUUCUGAUUGCCUGCCUAGUGUCUACACCUCUCUGGACAUGGCACAUCCCUAUGGCUCCUGGUACAAGGCAGGCAUCCACGCAGGCAUCUCACCAGGCCCAGGCAAUGCUCCUACACCUUGGUGGGAUAUGCACCCUGGGGGCAACUGGCUAGGUGGUGGGCAGGGCCAGGGUGAUGGGCUGCAAGGGACAUUGCCCACAGGCCCUGCUCAGCCUCCAUUGAACCCCCAGCUACCCACCUACCCCGCCGACUUUGCCCCCCUUAAUCCAGCCCCCUACCCAGCUCCUCACCUUCUGCAACCAGGGCCUCAGCAUGUAUUACCCCAAGAUGUCUAUAAAUCCAAGGCAGUGGGCAAUACUGGGCAGCUAGAGGGGAGUGGUGGAGCCAAACCCCCUCGUGGCGCAGGCACAGGGGGCAGUGGUGGAUAUGGGGGCAGUGGAGCAGGGCGCUCCUCCUGUGACUGCCCUAACUGCCAGGAGAUAGAGCGCCUGGGGGCAGCAGCAGCUGGGCUGCGGAAGAAGCCCAUCCACAGCUGCCACAUACCGGGCUGUGGCAAGGUAUAUGGCAAGGCCUCACACUUGAAGGCCCACUUGCGCUGGCACACGGGCGAGAGGCCCUUCGUCUGCAACUGGCUCUUCUGUGGCAAGAGGUUCACCCGUUCGGAUGAGCUGGAGCGUCACGUGCGCACUCACACCCGGGAGAAAAAGUUCACCUGCCUGCUCUGCUCCAAGCGCUUUACCCGGAGCGACCACCUGAGCAAACACCAACGCACCCAUGGCGAGCCAGGCCCAGGGCCUCCAUCCAGUGGCCCCAAGGAGCUGGGGGAGGGCCGCAACGCAGGGGAAGAGGAGGCCAAUCAGACACCCCGACCUUCAGCCUCUCCGGCACCCCCAGAAAAAGCCCCUGAAGGCAGCCCGGAGCAGAGCAACCUGCUGGAGAUCUGAGCUAGGUGGAGGGUCUCCAGCCCCAGGGCUGAUUGCCAGCCUCUCCUGGCUCAGUGGACCACUGCUUCCCCCUCACUGUUUUGCCCCAUGCAUGCUGCCCUUUGGGGUGCUCUCCAUCUCCCCUGGCCAUUCUGAGCCUGGGUAUCUCCCUGCAUGCCCCCUCAGCUCCCCUCUUCCCUUGCCAUGAGCCCCUUCCAUAAACUCUCAUCUUAGGCCCUCACCUUGUGCCUGAUUUCUGUACUCUGGCUUCCUAAACUCUUCUCUGGCCCGUGUCCACAGCUUCUCUCUCCUUGGCUCUUACCACACCACUCUCUUUCCUUCCAUCUGGGCUCCCAACACUUUAUUUCUCUAUCUCAUUAACUCCUUGACAUCCAUCCUUUCUACUUCCCAACCUUAUUUACCACUAUCUCUAAGCUUCCAGGUUCCAGUCUUCCCAAGUUCUUAUUCCACUGUGCUGUCUGUGCUCCAGAGCAUUCUUCCUAUUUACAAACACAAUGAUGAUAAUGAU